Messenger RNA from Lactuca saligna, 756 nucleotides. The record is from the annotation of a GenBank genome assembly. NCBI's taxonomy places the organism in Eukaryota, Viridiplantae, Streptophyta, Magnoliopsida, Asterales, Asteraceae.
AUGCUCCAACUGGUGUCUGAAUCGAAACAGUUGUUGAUUCAUUACAAAUAUUCAAUGGAUCUUACAUCUUCUGGUCCUAUCCCAAUGAAGUCUGUCAAAGAUGGUUCUAAGAAGACUGUAAAAGUUGUCUCUGAGAAGAAAGUUCAGGGUGGUUCUAAAAAGUUAAGAGCUCAGACAUUCGAAAAGACUUCUACCAUAGCUACACCAAUAUCAAAUACUUUUGAAGCAGAUCACGAUAGCAAAGAGGACGCAAAUGUUACUAUAGAUGACGAGACUUUGACAUCUUCUCUAGACACUAUAACUAUUCCACCACCACCACCUUCGUCUCCACCUCCAACUUCAACUAUCACACCAACAAUAAUUCCAGUUAUUUCACCUACAUUUGCAGGUAUCAUCAAUGAGCCUAUAAAUUCUUUAUUCUUUUCUCAAUCGACGGAUCAAGAACUGCUGAAUAACGAAGAAGAUGAACUAGUUGAAUUUGCUGAGCUUAAAUUAGAUCCUGAAGAAGUAAAUGUUGAUGACAAUUCAAUCAUGUCACGCAAGCAGUAUAAAAUUUUGAACUUCAAACUCAACAUUAUUCUUCUGUCUUUAAAUGAUAAUGUUGGGAAGUCUUCUAUGAGUGGUGAAGGGGGUGAGUUUUUAGUGAAAUCUCAAGAGUUGAAAAUGAAGACUUUGAUAAAUAGUAUUGUUAUCAAUUUAGAAGAAAGUCUUGCAACUCAAUCUAGUUCUUAUAAACAUGAAGUCAAGGAAUUAUAG